UUUUCUGGUUGGGGGCGAAUGUUAAGGUUGGUGGUGAUGUUAAAACUAGUUUGGAGCAGAAAAUAUAUGUUGCAUGCUUAUUUUCCCAAAUGCAUCCUAUAUCCCUGCUGUACGGAGUUCUGCAAACCAUUGGCCCAGCAGCAAGCCCCCGGGAGAAAGGAGACUGCUGUGUACCUGCUGCUGAUACCAUGUGGGUUCUUCCCUGGCAGGCAGAAGCUGAGGAAGAUUGUCAUUCUGAUACUGACAGAGCAGGCGAUGCUGAUGAAAAUGAGAGUCCUGCUGAAACAGACCUGCAGGCUCGAGAACUCUUUCUAAAAGCAGUAGAGGAAGAACAGAAUGGAGCUCUUUACGAAGCCAUCAAGUUUUAUCGUAGGGCUAUGCAACUUGUACCUGAUAUAGAGUUCAAGAUUACUUAUUCCCGGUCUCCAGACGGUGAUGGCGUUGGAAACAGCUACAUAGAAGAUAAUGAUGAUGAUGGCAAGAUGGAGGAUCUCUUGUCCUACUUCCAGCAGCAACUCACAUUUCAGGAGUCCAUGCUCAAACUGUGUCAGCCGGAGUUGGAGAGCAGUCAGACUCACAUAUCAGCGUUGCCGAUGGAGGUCCUGAUGUACAUCUUCCGAUGGGUGGUUUCUAGUGACUUGGACCUCCGAUCGUUGGAGCAAUUGUCCCUGGUAUGCAGAGGAUUCUAUAUCUGUGCCAGAGACCCUGAAAUUUGGCGUCUGGCUUGCUUGAGAGUUUGGGGCAGAAGCAGUAUUAAACUUGUUCCAUACACAUCCUGGAGGGAGAUGUUUUUAGAGCGGCCUCGUGUUCGAUUUGAUGGUGUGUAUAUCAGUAAGACCACAUACAUUCGUCAGGGGGAACAGUCUCUUGAUGGUUUCUAUAGAGCCUGGCACCAAGUGGAAUAUUACAGGUAUUUAAGAUUCUUUCCUGACGGCCAUGUGAUGAUGCUGACGACCCCUGAGGAACCUCAGUCCAUUGUUCCCCGCUUAAGAACUCGAAAUACCAGAACCGAUGCAAUUCUACUGGGUCAUUAUCGUGUAGCACAAGAUAUAGACAAUCAGACAAAAGUGUUUGCUGUAAUAACUAAGAGGAAAGAAGAAAAGCCACUUGAUUACAAAUACAGAUACUUCCGUCGUGUCCCUGUACAAGAAGCAGAACAGACUUUCCAUGUGGGGCUACAGCUGUGCUCCAGCGGCCACCAGAGGUUCAACAAGCUCAUCUGGAUACAUCAUUCUUGUCACAUUACUUACAAGUCCACCGGGGAGACUGCGGUCAGCGCUUUCGAGAUCGACAAAAUGUACACGCCCUUGUUCUUCGCCAGGGUGAGGAGCUACACAGCCUUCUCAGAGAGGCCGCUCUAGGGCGCCAGGCCCAGGCCUCGCUCCCUGUCGCAUGAGUAAGCAUCCAUAGUGCAGAAGCACCUAAGUUAUAAGUGUAUAUAUAUACAUAUAUAUAUAUACAAUAUAUAUAUAUGGGAUUGGAACUUAUUUUAAACUGUUCUUUGAAGAAGAGUAUAAAUUGAUUAUUAUUGUUAUUAUUUUUAUUUAAGGGGAUAGCUGAUUCUUGGGUUGUUUUGUUUUGGAAUUAAGAAGUUGAAAUCAUAAGUUUUUCAAAGCUCAUUUAUGUUGUAAGAAAAACCUCAAUGGGGUUUGAAUCAUGUCCUGCUCCAAGCGGAUUCCUGUCCCAUAAGUCGUUGUCUUCUGCCUGAUCAUCCUAGUAUUAAAAGGUGGCAGGGAGAGCGCCCAUGAAUCAUUAUUUUACUUCUUGCAUGACAUAGUGUCU
Ochotona princeps (American pika) is the source of this 1782-nucleotide messenger RNA. RefSeq names its product F-box protein 9 (gene FBXO9). Bases 90 to 1361 code for a protein of 423 amino acids. Gene Ontology annotation, biological process: SCF-dependent proteasomal ubiquitin-dependent protein catabolic process. Gene Ontology annotation, cellular component: SCF ubiquitin ligase complex. The record is from RefSeq and is a predicted model, not a curated record. Gene Ontology annotation, molecular function: protein binding. The transcript has 11 exons. NCBI's taxonomy places the organism in Eukaryota, Metazoa, Chordata, Mammalia, Lagomorpha, Ochotonidae.